AUGCCCAACCAAGUCUCAACAGCAGAACCUUCCAUCUCGCCGCGCUCGUUGCCAACAGUCUCACUAAGCGAUGCUCACUUUCCUUUUGCACCGCCUCCGAGAUCCUUGAUUCGCGAUGAGGUCUGGAGCUCGGUGGACCGAUUUCGGAAUGACUUGGACACGAUGGCUGGAUCAGGUGAGGCAAUUACGGUCAACCGCCAAUUAGUUUGA
Molecule: messenger RNA, 210 nt
Organism: Protopolystoma xenopodis
Lineage: Eukaryota; Metazoa; Platyhelminthes; Monogenea; Polystomatidea; Polystomatidae
Source: the annotation of a GenBank genome assembly